Rhipicephalus sanguineus (brown dog tick) is the source of this 1024-nucleotide messenger RNA. RefSeq names its product beta-scruin. Gene Ontology annotation, molecular function: protein binding. Bases 1 to 987 code for a protein of 328 amino acids. The transcript is spliced from 5 exons. The record is from RefSeq and is a predicted model, not a curated record. Lineage: Eukaryota; Metazoa; Arthropoda; Arachnida; Ixodida; Ixodidae.
AUGUUGCCCGAACCACGCCAUCACCACGCAGGCGCCAUUGUGGGCGACAAUGUCUACGUCAUCGGUGGACUGAACAGCCGUCGCACUCUGACCGGUCGACCCCGUCCUCUGGCUUCGUGCCUGUGUUACCAGCUGGGAGAGCGUCAGUGGACACAGCUGCCGGAUCUUCAGGUGCCAAGGGCCUACCACGGUUGUGCUGCAGCGCAGGGUACCCUGUUCGCUGUAGGUGGGCGUGAUAAGCGAGGAAGGCUGCUGGACAGCAUUGAGUGCUGGGAGCCCAGCUCUCAACGCUGGCGAGUGCUUACUGAGCCGUUGAGUCUUGGGCGAAUGGGUGCUGCCGUGGCUGCUUCGGGAAAGGUGGUGUGCGUGGCCGGUGGUGUGGCACGCACGGACGACGGUCGCCUGUGGUUGCUCGCAGACGUCGACUGUUACGAUCUUCAAGCACGCAGGUGGUAUCGCGGUCCUCGGCUCCCGUGGCCGGUCUGCCUGGGAUCGUUGGUAUCCACCGGUUCAGGUGUACUGGUGCACGUGGGUGGCCUCUCCCUUUGCUCUGAAGGAGCUGCAGGAGGCGCCACAGUAGAAAAAGUACCCGUUGCGGGCGGCGCCAUUUUCGGGAAAGCAUUCCAGCAGCCAGACCCCGGGGCAGCUGUGGACGCCCGUGCCUUUCGCAGUCGUUCGGAUGUAUUGUUCUGGGACCCGUCUUCGGCUGACGGUCGCUGGAAAUCACUGUGCCCGCUUCCUGAACCUAGGCAUGGCAGUGGUGCUGCCGUCUGCAUCAAUGAGGACACCCUGUACGUCCUAGGCGGCCUCUCUACCUUCUCAGAAAGGGCCCCUCUGGAGGUGCUGGCAGCGUCCACAGCAGACUCAAGUGACCGCUCUUUCUACCGAGCCUGCAAACUGCCGGGUCCUAUCGUGGGGUCUCUCGCACUGCCGCUGCCAGAUGUCGCCACUAUACCAGUCACUCGUCGGCGAUCUUCGUCAUCUUGAUGCGAACAUCUAUCCACAUGUCGUCAUAACUCCUGCC